Durusdinium trenchii is the source of this 1230-nucleotide messenger RNA. NCBI's taxonomy places the organism in Eukaryota, Dinophyceae, Suessiales, Symbiodiniaceae. The record is from the annotation of a GenBank genome assembly.
CGCACUUGCAACCCAUAGAUUCACACUGCGUUUUUUGAGCUUCGAUGGCAGCCGCGCAUGCUUUGGCCGAUGCUGUUGCCAAAGUUCUGUGUGACGACAAGGAGAUGCAGCGUGGCAUUUACGCGUCAUUGAGCAACAUCAAGGAUAUCGAUGAACAGCUUGUGGCGAUCGAUUCCUUGAGCGAGAAAGGCCUUGGGCUUCGCACUGAGCCAAAGUCACAGCCAGGCCCUGGUGGCCCCGGUAGUGGCGCUGCAGCGCUGCCAGCUGUGCCUCCUACACCACAACUUUUGGCCCCGACUCCACCCGCCACCGGGCUUGCCAGGAAAGCAACGCCAGCGGAGCGCUUUGUGAUGUGGUCCCCCAUGGUGGACACACAUAUUGCUGUUCGCGAUAUUGAUGAAUUACGAGAAGCAGAUCGAAGCACCUUGGUUUUGGAGGUGCCCAAGUCUCUGAAAGCUUCGACCUCUCUGCCAGAACUGAGACGAGAAAGCCAGGAAAGCAGAGUGCAGAGAAAGAAACUACAACCAGCCGCCGCUGAGUUGCGACGCAGUGCGUUGAAUAUGGGUUUGCCCCCGCAACUGACCACCACCUACAUGUCACAGUGUAUGGUGCCGGUGCAGAAAGCAGUGGAUCCAAAGUGGUCUACUGAUUUGAAGCGAGCAGACUGGCGGAAUGCCCAGCGCAUUCAGUAUGAUAACCGCCUAUCAGCAUCUACAACUGGCUCCAUUUCUCCAGAGAUGCACUUUUUGGAAAGACAUCACUGAGCCUGGCAACAGUCACCCUCUACUUGAGCAGUUGCUUGCCAAAGUGUCCAGGGCAACGGUAGCUGCCUUCGAUAUAAACUGAUGUGCUUCGUGACCAGCAUGCCCUGCAAAUGCAGGAUGGCCAGUUGAACUGGGCCAACUAGCCCAAAUCCAAUCCAAUCCACAGAUCCUUCUGAAUGUGGAAAAGGAGAGAUUUGGCCCAGAGGGUCCAGCAGGACGCAGAUUUGGUUUCACAACCAAAGCACAAGGGGCCAGCAACAGCAGCAACAUUUUUCUUGGCUGUCUCUUGCCCUUGGUCCAUGCGGAUUCAGCCUCACCAAGUGAAGCUGAAAGCCACAUGAGGUUUGCAGAAAAAGGCCUUCAUGGUGUUUCAUGGUGUGCAGGACCACAUGUGUAAGGCUUGACAAUAAAGCUUGAUGAAGCUUGCAGCUUUCAGGUUUCUGAAGCGUUUGGCAAACCAAUCUCA